AUGCUUUCUCUUAAAUCACUAUCGGCCUCGCUGGUCGGCGUCCUGAGCCUCAGUGCCGGCGCUGCCGCUGCGAGCAACUCGGAGCUUGUAGCCUCCACCUAUUUCGCUGGCUUCCACGCCAACCGAGGAUUCCCUGUCUCGGCUAUGCCCUGGGAUAAAUUCACCGACGCCAAGUACUCCUUUGCCGAGACCACUGAGGAUGGUGGUCUUGACCUUUCCAAGUCCCAGCCUGAAGAGCUGAGCUGCUUCGUCAACGCCGCCAAGAAGAACGGCGUCAAGGCUCUUGUUUCCAUCGGCGGCUGGACUGGUGCCCGUUACUUCUCUACCAACUUUGGCAACGAAAAGAACCGUACUGCUUUUGUCAAGACGUGUGUUGACUUUGCCAAGGAGCAUUCCUUGGAUGGUCUGGACUUUGAUUGGGAGUACCCCAACAGGCAGGGCCUGGGUUGCAACACCAUCAACGAGAAUGACACUGCCAACUUCUUGGAGUUCUUGAAGGAGCUUCGCAAGGACCCUGUUGGAAAAGAUCUCUACCUGACUGCUGCUGGCUCCCUGUUUCCUUGGAAUGACAAGGCUGGUGCCCCAUCCAAGGAUCUUGGGGGCUUUGCUGAUGUCCUGGAUUACAUCAUGAUCAUGAACUACGACCUUUACGGUGCCUGGGCAAACGUAGCCGGCCCCAACGCCCCGCUCUACCGAUCUUGCGACGAACGCAACAACAUGGGCUCUGGUGACGAAGCCGUUACCAAGUGGAGCGAUGCUGGUAUCCCUCUUUCCCAGAUCGUUCUUGGCAUGCCCAACUAUGCCCACGGCUUCAAGGUCAACGCGACAUCUGCCUACAACAAGAACCACAAGCUCAACCUGUACCCUGCUCAGAACUCCACCGAUCGCUUCCAGGGAAGCAGCUGGGACAACGAUCCUCUCAUCGACGCUUGUGGAAACCCUAGCCCUCCUGGCGGCACCUACCCCUUCUGGAGUCUUAUCAAGGAGGCCAAGUUCCUCGAUGCUAGCGGUAACCCUGCUCCUGGUAUUGCUUACACUUGGGACAAGUGCAGCAAGACUCCUUUCCUUUACGACGAGGAGAAGCAGAUCUACGUCAGCUAUGACAAUGCACGAUCUUUCGCUGAGAAGGGCAAGUUUGUCAAGGCCAAGGGACUUGGAGGUUUCGCUACUUACGAGGCUGGUGGCGACUACAACAACAUUCUGAUCGACGCUGUUCGAGCCGCUGUUGGAUUGUCUUAG
This is a messenger RNA of Fusarium pseudograminearum CS3096, 1239 nucleotides long. RefSeq lists its product as uncharacterized. Gene Ontology annotation, biological process: chitin catabolic process; carbohydrate metabolic process. Gene Ontology annotation, molecular function: chitinase activity; chitin binding. The record is from RefSeq and is a predicted model, not a curated record. Gene Ontology annotation, cellular component: extracellular region. NCBI's taxonomy places the organism in Eukaryota, Fungi, Ascomycota, Sordariomycetes, Hypocreales, Nectriaceae. The transcript is spliced from 3 exons. The coding region runs from base 1 to 1239 and encodes 412 amino acids.